AUGGCCACCAUCACCUGCACCCGCUUCACAGAAGAGUACCAGCUCUUCGAGGAACUGGGCAAGGGAGCCUUCUCAGUGGUGCGCAGGUGUGUGAAGGUGCUGGCUGGCCAGGAAUAUGCUGCCAAGAUCAUCAACACUAAGAAGCUCUCGGCCAGAGACCACCAGAAGCUGGAGCGCGAAGCCCGCAUCUGCCGCCUGCUGAAGCACCCUAACAUUGUCCGGCUCCACGACAGCAUCUCCGAGGAGGGACACCAUUACCUGAUCUUCGACCUCGUCACCGGCGGGGAGCUGUUUGAAGACAUCGUGGCCCGGGAGUAUUACAGUGAGGCAGAUGCCAGUCACUGUAUCCAGCAGAUCCUGGAGGCCGUGCUGCACUGCCACCAGAUGGGGGUGGUACACCGGGACUUGAAGCCGGAGAAUCUGUUGCUGGCCUCCAAGCUCAAGGGUGCCGCGGUGAAGCUGGCGGACUUUGGCCUGGCCAUAGAGGUGGAGGGGGAACAGCAGGCAUGGUUUGGGUUCGCAGGGACACCCGGAUACCUCUCCCCAGAAGUGCUGCGGAAGGACCCGUACGGGAAGCCUGUGGACCUGUGGGCCUGUGGGGUCAUCCUGUACAUCCUGCUGGUUGGGUAUCCCCCGUUCUGGGAUGAGGACCAGCACCGCCUGUACCAGCAGAUCAAAGCUGGCGCCUAUGAUUUCCCGUCACCAGAAUGGGACACUGUCACCCCGGAAGCCAAGGAUCUGAUCAAUAAGAUGCUGACCAUCAACCCAUCCAAACGCAUCACGGCCGCCGAGGCCCUCAAGCACCCCUGGAUCUCGCACCGGUCCACCGUGGCCUCCUGCAUGCACAGACAGGAGACCGUGGACUGCCUGAAGAAGUUCAACGCCAGGAGAAAACUGAAGGGAGCCAUCCUCACCACUAUGCUGGCCACCAGGAACUUCUCUGGCGGGAAGAGUGGAGGAAACAAGAAGAACGAUGGUGUGAAGAAAAGAAAGUCCAGUUCCAGCGUUCAGUUAAUGGAAUCUUCAGAGAGCACCAACACCACCAUUGAGGAUGAAGACACCAAAGUGCGGAAACAAGAAAUUAUAAAAGUGACAGAACAGCUGAUUGAAGCCAUAAGCAAUGGAGAUUUUGAGUCCUACACGAAGAUGUGUGACCCCGGGAUGACAGCCUUCGAACCCGAGGCCCUAGGGAACCUGGUCGAGGGCCUGGACUUCCAUCGAUUCUAUUUUGAAAACCUGUGGUCCCGGAACAGCAAGCCUGUGCACACCACCAUCCUGAAUCCCCACAUUCACCUGAUGGGUGACGAGGCGGCCUGCAUCGCCUACAUCCGCAUCACGCAGUACCUGGAUGCGGGCGGCAUCCCCCGCACGGCCCAGUCGGAAGAGACCCGCGUCUGGCAUCGCCGGGAUGGCAAAUGGCAGAUCGUCCACUUCCACAGAUCUGGGGCGCCCUCCGUCCUGCCCCACUGAAGGACCAGGCUGGGGGCACUGUACCGCAGAGAUCCACCGUUCGUCCGUGGAAUGUGGCUGCUGGUUCUCCCAUUUGGAUUUUGCUGGAAUUCCCCCAAUCACAUCAUCCUAUCACCACCACCAUCACCGUCACCUUCAUACCUGUGUCAAGAAAACCUGCCUGUUCGCAAAAGCCAUCAUGACUUCAGAGCAAAUGGCGACAUUUCCCCGUCACCACCCGUCUCCUGCCAGGGCAGGGCUUCCUCAGGCCCACGUGCCCUGGGUGCUGGACCCGAGGACACCCCCACCCCCGCACCGCCACCAGCUGUCAUUGGCCUGGUGUUGCCUUGGCCAUAAGCCACAGUGCCCAGCUGUGUAUUCAUCCAGGGGCUGGGGAGGAGGGGCGGAGCUGGGAGGAAUGUGGCAUCCGCCAGAUCCUCUCCCUGAUCUCGCCUCUUCCAGGGUCCUCUAGGGAAGGGCAGAAGAAUGCCCAGUCCCCCGAGCCAACCUCCCCCAGGGGAGAGGGGGAGAGAGGAGCAGAUGCCAGGAGCCUCCCACCUCAAACUGCCUUCCUAACUCUUCUCCCAUCCUGUCCUGCCCUCCUGCUCUCCAGCCGACCCUCCUCCCUCAGUGUGGGGAGCGCGAUCCUCUCAGGGUUCCCCCACUUCUUUCCUUCCUCCUUCUGCUGAUGUUUACUUCCAACACUAACUGCCCAUUCCACCCUUCCAUCAGGCCCUGAGAAUUCCAGCUUCAUCGCAUCCAAGGGAGAGAAUCUGAUUGCUUUUGGGGGGCAAAAGAAAACAGCGUUUAGGUAUCACUUCUA
Messenger RNA from Balaenoptera ricei (Rice's whale), 2272 nucleotides. RefSeq names its product calcium/calmodulin dependent protein kinase II alpha (gene CAMK2A). Gene Ontology annotation, biological process: protein phosphorylation. The record is from RefSeq and is a predicted model, not a curated record. The transcript has 19 exons. Gene Ontology annotation, cellular component: neuron projection; cytoplasm. Gene Ontology annotation, molecular function: calcium/calmodulin-dependent protein kinase activity; ATP binding; calmodulin binding. Lineage: Eukaryota; Metazoa; Chordata; Mammalia; Artiodactyla; Balaenopteridae. The coding region runs from base 1 to 1470 and encodes 489 amino acids.